AUGAGUUCUCGACGCUUCUCUCACAUUGAUCCUCUCCCAUCAUCCAUUUCAGGGCCUGUACAAUUUUCUAGCGACCUGCUGCCUCGCAACACAUCAUCUAGGGACCCGGUCUCCAAUAGGGCAGGCAUAAAGAAUAUCGACGUCGUCACCGGCGUCUUGUUCAUAACCGACAGAUACUCUCACGCCCUACAUAUACACGGCCAUAAUACGCAUAUUGACCCUGAUUUCCGAAAUGUCGCGGGUGCCGCCCCAGCGACUGAGAUCGUCAAGCGGACUAGCACCAGCGAGUCCGCCUCAGUCGGUUAUGCUACCUUAAACGGAGGCACCACCGGAGGAGCUGGCGGCACGACCACCACUGUCACCACUCUCGCUGCCCUUACUUCUGCCGUUCCCGGUGACUCGGCCAAGAUCGUCAUCAUCAGCG
Molecule: messenger RNA, 424 nt
Organism: Desarmillaria tabescens
Lineage: Eukaryota; Fungi; Basidiomycota; Agaricomycetes; Agaricales; Physalacriaceae
Exons: 4
Source: RefSeq, a predicted model, not a curated record